Oldenlandia corymbosa var. corymbosa is the source of this 861-nucleotide messenger RNA. NCBI's taxonomy places the organism in Eukaryota, Viridiplantae, Streptophyta, Magnoliopsida, Gentianales, Rubiaceae. The record is from the annotation of a GenBank genome assembly.
AAACCACAUCCGGGUUGGUCACUUCUUGCAUAAUCGGCUCAUCAUAAAUAGGUAAGGAGGAUCAUUCUUCCAAAACAAGAAUUUGACUCAGAAAAUGGCAUCAUUCUCAAUGUUCAAAUUUACCCUUCUUCUAAGCCUUCUUGUUGUGUUUGUCAAAGGGGAUCCUGAUAUCACAGAUGAUUUCCUGAUCCCUUCAAACGUUAAUCCAAACUCCAUUGAUGGAAACUUCUUCACCUUUACGGGCCUGCGUAAAAUCGUCGGUUCAAAUGUUCCCGAUUUCAGGGCAACUAAAGUAACUAAGACAGAAUUCCCUGCACUGGAUGGGCAGGGUGUUUCUCUUUCCAUCCUUCAGUUUCCUCCUGGAAGCAUCAAUCCACCACAUAGUCAUCCUCGAUCGUGGGAGGCGCUUUUCGUGUUGAGUGGCAGCGUCGAAUUAGGAUUUAUCGAUCCAUCAACGGGCAAACUCAAUAAUAAGACCAUGCCCACUAAUUACUUCUAUGUGGUUCCUCAGGGAACUAUGCAUUACCAGCAGAAUGCCAAUAAGUCAGCAGCAGCUUCUGUGUUAUCCGCGUUUGGAAGUUCAAAUCCAGGGACGAUUUCUCUUCCGACAGCCCUAUUUGGAACAGGGGUUGAUGAUAAAAUCCUGUCAAGAUCAUUUGCUACUGAUGUGGAUACCAUCAAAAAAAUUAAGGCUGCUUUUGGAGGAACCAAAUUUUAGAUUUAUCCAAAUAUAUUACUUAGUAAUAUGUACAAGUAUCCUCUGUACCACAUGUUCCAAAUGUAAUAAAUUCUGGUAUCAUUGAAGGAUUUGUCAGCAAUGUAUACUAUGAGAUUUUCAAUGAUACAAAUUCUUGAAAUUCA